Molecule: messenger RNA, 5149 nt
Organism: Tilletiaria anomala UBC 951
Lineage: Eukaryota; Fungi; Basidiomycota; Exobasidiomycetes; Georgefischeriales; Tilletiariaceae
Exons: 3
Coding region: 437-4927 (1496 amino acids)
Source: RefSeq, a predicted model, not a curated record
GCUUCCCCCUCCCCCCUUCCUCGAUACCCAAGCAGCCGUACCCGUCCCCUCUUUUUUCUUCUAGUUGUUCGGUGGCCUUGGCGUGUUUCCCCCCUCUUCCUCCCGCCUCGGCGUCACUGACGGUGCUCUUCUUUUGGAACGUGGCCCUAAUACUUCUUUCCUUACCCCCUUUCAUCGCCGCUUGUUUCGAGUCAAAAGCUGCCUCCUCGCCGUUGGAGGUCUUGGGGCAGGCACCCCGGCCGCUGCUCGUGACAGUCUGUGGUGCCCUUCUCCCGCGUUGAUCGUCCAGCUCACCUCCUUCCCCCCUCUUCUCUGGCAAGCCAGCCGGCUCACCGUCCAGCACCGCAAAGCGCAAAGGACGCAAAAAAGCUGGCAAGCAACUCACACCUUCAUUCUCUACACCCCGCACAGCUCCUUUCACCCAUGCCCAACAGCCAUGCACACUAUGCACCACCACCACCGCCGCGCCCGCGCCGAGGCUUGGGCUGAAGCUGGGGCGCACAGAGAUGACGCUGACGCAGGCGCAAAUGCGAAUCGCAGGACGAUGCGCGUUCGCCGGGAAACGAUGACGAUCCCCGUCGCCAAAGAAGCAGCAGCCGGUGCAGGCGCUAGCUCGCCCUCCCGCUUGGAUGUGACCUCCUCGGACCUCCCUUCGCCCGUCGACCAGCUCCUCCGCCCUAUCCCGCCGUGCCUGCGCAUCGUCGAUCCACACCGCGCUGGUGCUGCACAGAUAGACGCCUUUGCCGUGCUGUACAAUCCCGUGACUGUCGCGCCGCUCCUCGCCGUCGGCUCUAUCGGUCUCGUCCUGCUGGCGCGCGCGCUGCUCAAGCGCGGACAACCGUAUGCGCUGCACAACAAUCUCUUGACCGCCCUCCUGCUUCUCGUACUCCUCGCUGGCAUCUUUGACCUUCCGCAGUCCGUCGGCAGCACCAGCAUCCGUGCGCUCGGUACGCUCGCGUCCCUCUGUCGUGCAAUCGCCACCGGCUCGCUCUGGUUUGCGUGGCUUGCCGCGAUGCUGGCGCGCCGCAAGCAUCCAGGCGCCGUACCCGGGGCCAGGAGUGUGCCGAGCAGGCUUGCAAUGUACCGACACCAGCAGGGACUGCACACCGUUCCCCUGCCGACGCACGCAGCUGCGAUGCAGAUGCCGCUGCCGUUCCUUGUCCCCGUGUCGCCGUUCUCUCCCUCGCCUCAUGCACAGCGCCACGCCAGCACCGCAGGCCUCCCCGCGGCGCAUCGCGGCCUAGGCAGCGCGCCAAGCAACAUCAAAGCCGCAGCGCGCAGCGUCCAGAGGCGCCUCCACCGUGACGCGGUCACCCUACUCGCCGUCGCCGCCGUCCUCGUCGCCGCUCUCGACUUUGCCGCGCAUGCAGCGCUACCGUUACGCGGUGGCGCCAACAGCAUGGGAGACGUGGCCGCGAUGAACGCGGCACUGCUCGCGCCGUCCAUCGCGCUCGAACGCGCCGCCGCUUCGCUCGCGGCGCUCGUGGCACUGUUUUUCGCGCGCCGCUUUGUGCGCCACGCGCGCUGGUUCUGGCGCCGCGCGGCGCGGACGCGAAUGAGGGCGACAAACAGGCGCUGUCGUACCACCGCCGCCGCGGAGGGUCAGCUGGCACUCUCACGCCCGCCACCACACCGCGCUGCAAAGCUGGAUCAGCUUGGCGCUGGUGAUGCCGGCGCAGACGCUGUGGAGCCUGUCCAGCGAGAGGAGAUGGCAGAGGCGCAGCCCCCCCCUCCAAUGGCGGCGGCGGCAGAGGAUUCCUAUGCGCCACUCUACUUUGUCGGGCGAGACGACUGUGGCGACGUCGGUGCCGUGCCUUCUCCUGCUCAUGCUCGUCAAGGGAACAGGCGCCGUCAGCAGCAGAGCUCAGGCAGCGGUGGCAUUGGACUCGGAUUCGCAUACGCUCGCACCUUGCCCCCUCUUCCGGCGCCUCGGCUGCAUGCCGCAGCGCCCAAACCCACAUCGUCGCCGCUGCGGCACGUCUUUUCCUUCUCCUUCUCCUUCUCCACUUCGCCCUCCUCUGCUUUCGGCACGUCCUCGACUCUGUCGAGGCGCCCUAAGGAGCUGGAUGUGCGCGAGCGCGAGUGCAUCCAAAGGCACGGGGCGUGUGAGGAAAAGGAGCCAGGUCCGCCAGAGCGGCCAAGCGCGCAGCGAGCGGGAGCCGACGAUGCGCGGAGCCUUGCUGCGCUGCACAUGCGCCUCCUUGCCUGCGCUUUGGCGCUGCUCGCCAUCGCACUCGCCUUUGCACUCGCCCUCGCCGGCAUCGCUAUGCCUUUUGUUGCCGACGUCGCGGCCGGCCGUGUGUGGCUCGCACUUCAGCUCGCGCUCGCAUGCGCCGCCAGCGCCUCCAGCGCGCGCGCCGCUGCACUGCUGCCGUGCCCCCACUGCGCGUGCUGUCCGGGUUUGCUGCGGUGUGACGGCGAGGGCGGCGAUGACGACAACGACGAUGAUAGCGGCUGUGACGCGGCGGCCGAUGCUGACGCAUCACUCUACUUCUUCGUACCGCCGCGCGGCAUCGAGGCGUACAGCGUUCGGCGUCUGAGCGGUACGCGUGCGGAUACGGAUGUGGAUGCACGCAGUGACCGCGGUCGCUCCAUUGCUGUGCACGGCCACGCCGCCGUGCCACAUGCGGUCGUCGAUCUGAGAAAUGCGAACGACCGAAGGGCACGUGACAUGGGCAUGGGUAGCCGCAAUUAUCGCCAAGGCUCCUCGAGCGACGGACACGUCGUCGUGCUCGAGAAUGUGCGCCUGCCUCCGCAGAAGCAGUUGCAGCUGCCGCCGCGCUUUUACGUUCGCUCGUUGCCGCCUCCGCCUUUGCCAUCCAAGGGCGAGAAGAAUGAGCCGUCUUGUUCGCCGGCUGCUACUACUGCUGCUGCGGACGCGGGUGCGAAGCACAAGGAUAGCAAUCUCCCUCACCAGCACCAACACCAGGGCGAUGGAGCCACAGCGGACAUGUAUCGUCUCUCGCCGUACUGGCAGUCCGUCUGGAUCACGGGCCCUAGUGACAUUGAUUCCGUACUGCCUGCCGCUGCGCCUGACCCGAACGCCGGCGACGCAACUUGGCGCCGUCCAACGUUCUUUUCUUUCAGCAUGGAUCUCUACGGUCGCGACAUUCCCCUCGACGCUGCAGGCGCUGCCGCUCGUGUAGGUGCUCGCAAUGUUGGCAGGAACGAUGCAGGCGUGCCGCUGCGCCAUUCCAUGCCCGCGCUGCAGCUACACUCGCAGGGCGACGCGGGUCGCAUCGACCACGCAACUGCUGCUCUCGCUUCCCUCUUGUCACCAUCGCAUAAUGACAGGGGCAGCCAUGGCAACGUGAGCCUUUUCCCGCGACUCGUGCUGCCGUCGUCCCCCAUCUCGCCCAUGUUACUCUCGCCGCCGACGCCAGCAGCGCUGCUGCUCGACCGGCCCGAGAAUGCGCGUCUGUCUGCCGAUGUGCCGUGCGACGAGAGCCAAGCGGCCUCGCCCGGCGGCCGCGGUGCGGUGCGCAAGAGGACGCCCAACCUCGUGCGCUCGCCAUCGCCUCUCGCAUCAGCACUGGACAUCAACGUCGAUGAUGUCGGGACAACGACAACGACGGCGGGACAACGUCGCUCGUCGCGUCUUUCUGCCGCCAGUGCCGAGAAUGCCGUCAUCAAAAAUGCCGUCGUCGAGACGCUCAAGUGCGCCAAUACCAUCAGCGUCGUCGGAUCCAACGGGUCGUUGUCCCGCAAGUCUUCGCGUAAGCGCCAGUCUCCCGUAAAAGCUGAUGCGCAACAAACGCAACAUCUUAAUGGGGUUGAACGCAGCUCGGUGCCCUUCCCGCGCGCGGGUACCCCGUCGCCGCUGUCGCCAGCGACUGGCACGACGGACACAAGCUUCCGUGGCAGCGGCAGCGGCUUCGGCUGCGCCCAUGGCCUUGGCUCCGGCGGUAUCGGCGCGCAGCAUGCGGAGCAAGCUAAGCACAAAAAAUCGGACAUGAAUCCCAACGUGCUCAACCAAUUGGGCAAUCACUUAAUCGCCCCAGGCGAGACGAGGUCGUCAUCAGCGAUGUCAGCUGCACAGGAGCUCACCCGCAACGCGUCUAUCCGAACGCUGACGUCGCUGCUUUCACGCAACAGUUCCAGCUCGCGUCGGGCUUCGUCGAUCGGGACCGUACAGGAAGAAGACGGAAAGCGCAUUGUCCAUUCACUCGCAGCACGCGCAUCUAUCAUCAGACGUUUCCCCACUCCGCCCGACGCGGCUGCGGCUGGUGCUGAUGCUGUUGCUGUUGCCACGCCUGCGUGUGCUUUGCAGCGUCCGGAUGUCACUCGUCUUGACCUUCCCGCUGCGCGGCACUCGUUCACUGCCAUCCACGAUGCGACUUUUGACGCGGCCGAGGUUGGCCAAGGGGAGGAUGACGACGAUGAUCAGACGCCAACGGCGCAAUGUCACGCACCUUUUGCCGACCCGCUCUCCACUGUGGACGACGAUGAACCCGUCCUUCCGGGCAUCCCUUCGCUAGUUGUCAGGGGGCCUUCCAUCGUCAGUAGAGACGUACGCGCGCAGCACACCCAGUCCGUCCAGUCACAGACCUCUCACAUCUCCGUGACCAGCUUCGUCGCGCGCCUGGCGCAGGGCUCGGGAGCUAAUCCUCGCUCAUCUGUUGCCGUUUCCGAGGCUGCGAUGGAAAGUAGCAGACCAGAUACGCCCAUUACAUCCCCCGUUAUUAGCAAGAAGGCCCCAGGUGGUGCUCCUGAAGACUCGGGUUUGAGGCCUGUCUCGCUCCCUCCACAUUCCCACCCCGCUGCCUCCGAGGGGCGGCGCAGCAUCGCAAGCAGCUCUCGCUCCGCUUUAAGCAGCUGCAAUUCUUUCGCCACUGCAGUGACGAACAUGAGCCCCCGCAGCAGCUGUUCAGACGUCUCGCACAGAUUCUUCCGGGCUGAUGGUACCAAAGCCGCUCAUUCGCCUUGACGCAUACAGGCCCGCUGGCGUGCCUGAAGAAACUCGCAGCUGGUUCUGCGAUUUGACAUGUUUCACUUUUGACCCUACCUCAUCAGCCACGCUCUUCGCAGUUCACAGAUACCUCCAUUUCCAUCAAGCCGCAUUCAUCGCCCACAAUAAUCAAAGCAUCGCACAGGUGAUCAGAGCACACAUGUAGUUUCACGGUUCAUAAUAUACAGGGAUUGCCUGGCG